This is a messenger RNA of Aspergillus uvarum CBS 121591, 1134 nucleotides long. Its product is annotated as esterase/lipase family protein. NCBI's taxonomy places the organism in Eukaryota, Fungi, Ascomycota, Eurotiomycetes, Eurotiales, Aspergillaceae. The transcript has a single exon. The record is from RefSeq and is a predicted model, not a curated record. Bases 1 to 1134 code for a protein of 377 amino acids.
AUGCUGGGGAGCCACGGGGUUACUGCAACGGACAUCAACUCGAUUGAUAACCAAAACCCCGACCCCUCCACGAGCAUAUACCCGCGCGUCUCCGAGCGCGACGCACCUUACUCCGUCCCCGAAUCCUCCCUCCGCGCCGCCAUCCACAUCCCCGCCGACUUCCAAUACGGCCGCGACGGCAAGACGCCCGUCCUCCUCGUCCCGGGGACAGGCACCCACGGCGGCGAAGCCUACGCGCCCAACCUCACGAAACUCCUCCGCGACAGCCCCUUCGGCGACCCGGUGUGGCUGAACAUCCCCGGGCGGAUGUGCGACGCCUCCGCCCGGAACGCCGAGUACGUCGCCUACGCGAUCCACUACCUCUCCGCGCGGUGCAGCACCCCCAAAAUCGCGGUGAUCGCCUGGUCCCAGGGCUGCAUCACGACGCAGUGGGCACUCAAAUACUGGCCCAGCGCACGCCACCCCGUGCGGAGCUUCAUUGCGCUCGCGGCGGAUUUCGCCGGCACCGUCGCCGCGUGGGCGCUCUGUCCAUUCUCCGGCACCCAGCCGGGCACCCCGGCCGUGUGGAACCAAACCCGCAAUGCCAGGUUCAUCAAGGCUCUGCGAGCGGGCGGCGGGGAUUCUGCGUAUGUGCCGACGACGUCCAUCUACUCCGCCACAGAUGAGGUGGUGCAGCCGCAAUCCGGGCCGGGGGCGUCGGCGUUCCUGAAGGACGCGCGCGGCGUCGGGGUGACGAAUUGCGAGCUGCAGGCGCAUGUGCCGCGCGCCUCGGCGGCGGGGGGCCUGUUCUGCUCCCAUGAGGCGGUGCUGUAUCACCCGCUGGCGUGGGCGCUGGUGGCGGAUGCGAUCCAGCAUGGCGGGCCGGGGAGUUUGGACAGGAUUGAUCUGGGGUCGGUGUGUAUGCGCGGCCGGGCGGAGGGCAUCGGGUUGGUCGAUGCGGCGCGCACGCAGGCGCUGGCGGCGGGCGCGUUGAAGCGGAUUCUCUUCUUCUCGCCGAAGUCCUGGCGGGAGCCGGAGUUACCGGGUUAUGCUGUUGGGCAGGAGAGAGUUGAGGUCGAGGGGGCGGCGGUUGGGGAUGUGGUGACGGGACCGGCGGUGAUUGUUUCGGAAAUGUCGGGGUUGGUUUCGGUAUAG